Chaetomium globosum CBS 148.51 is the source of this 3297-nucleotide messenger RNA. RefSeq lists its product as uncharacterized. Gene Ontology annotation, biological process: DNA integration. The coding region runs from base 1 to 3297 and encodes 1098 amino acids. The record is from RefSeq and is a predicted model, not a curated record. NCBI's taxonomy places the organism in Eukaryota, Fungi, Ascomycota, Sordariomycetes, Sordariales, Chaetomiaceae. Gene Ontology annotation, molecular function: nucleic acid binding. The transcript is spliced from 6 exons.
AUGGAGUACAAACUUGAAAUAGACGGACCAGCGAUCGGGACUGACAAAGACCGGUUUGUCUGCAUCUUCUCCCGGCUUGAGAAGGGAGCGAAGUCGAUGACAACUACCUUCGCCCAGAGAGGAGGGCCUGGAGGAGUAUUCAACCCAACUGCGUUUCUGACAUACUUGACCUCCUGCUAUGGGAACCCAAACCUCAAGCAACAGGCCUUAGAGCGAUUGGCAGACCUUCGUCAAGGUGAUAAAGAGGGCUUUUCCGCGUUUCUCCCACGCUUCGAGAAGGAGCUGGCCGACAGUGGUGGUGCCGACUGGCCAGAUGUGGUACAAACCAGCUACCCACGGAGAUCCGUGAAUGCGGGAUUGGAGAAACUCUUACGUGGCCAACGUGAUAUGCCAACCGAUUACCCGGGGAAGCAAGCCGACCAGCUACCUCCCCACCGGCCAGGUAUCGACCAUGAAAUUCCACUGGAGAAGGACACGAACGGCCAAGAUAAAGCUCCUCCCUGGGGACCGCUGUACGGCAUGACGAGAGAAGAGCUGAUCGUCUUACGGAAGACCCUGACGAAGCUCCUCGACAAGAACUUCAUCAGAACAAGCAGCUCCCCAGCAUCCGCGCCAGUGCUGUUCGUCAGGAAGCCGGGUGGUGGUUUUCGUUUCUGCGUCGACUAUCGAGGUCUGAAUGCCAUCACCCGCAAGGAUAGGUACCCGUUGCCUUUGAUUGGCGAGACACUGCGAUCUUUGUCGAAAGCAGAAUGGUUCACGAAGCUGGAUGUGAUUGCUGCCUUCCACAAAAUCCGCAUCAAAGAAGGAGAAGAGUGGAAAACAGCGUUUCAUACUAGAUAUGGGCUCUACGAAUGGAUGGUCACCCCCUUCGGCUUGACCGGCGCGCCAGCCACCUUUCAGCGGUACAUCAACAACACGCUUCGCGAGUUCCUCGACGAAUUUUGCUCGGCCUAUAUUGACGACGUGCUCAUCUACUCGGACGGCUCCCUAGCCGAUCAUCGGAACAAGGUGCGAAAGGUCUUGCAGAGGCUUCAGGAGGCCGGACUACAAAUCGACAUCGACAAAUGCGAGUUUGAAGCGAAGAGCGUCAAGUACCUCGGCUUUAUUGUUGACGCUGGGAAGGGGAUCCGAGUUGACCCAGAGAAGAUCACGGCAGUGGAACAAUGGGAGCGCCCAAAGUCCGUCAAAGGAGUCAGAGGGUUCAUCGGGUCUGCCAACUACCAUCGGGAGUUUGUGCCCAACUUCUCGACUGUCGCAAUGCCCCUUACUGCAUUGACUAAGAAAGGAGCCCCCUUCCUCUGGUCAGACCAAUGCGAGGAGGCUUUCAAGCGGCUGAAGACGCUCCUUAUUAGUGCGCCGGUCCUGGCUCAGUGGGACCCUGAUCGGAAAACAAUCGCUGAGACAGACUCAUCUGGCUACACAAUCGGUGGAGCCCUCUCUCAAUACGACGACGAAGGAUGGGAUGCGGAGCUACGAAGCGUGCCGUCUUUCGAGAUCUGGACCAACCAUAAGAACCUGGAGUACUUCCAGAAAAAGCGGCAGCUUAGCGAGAGACAAGUUCGUUGGGCGGAGUUGCUCGCACGGCAUAACUUCACUCUGAAGUACCGGCCUGGCAAAGAUGCAGUGGUCCCGGACGCGCUCUCGAGGAGAGAACAGGAUAUGCCCCAGCACGCCGAAGAUGAACGAUUGAUGGGCCGCUACUUCCAGCUGUUGAAAGCGGCGAGAGGCAGAGCACUCCGUGUUAACCGUGGCGCGGCCGUGGUAGUUCGAACCGAUUUUGUCAAAAACGGCGACCAGGACGGAGAAACAGACGAUGUGGCAGACAAGUCGGAUCCACCGGAGAACCCGUUCACCGAUGCCCCGUUGAAGGACCUCUGGGAUCAGGGGCUAGAGGCAAACAACCGCUAUUGGCUCAUUCGGAAGAUGGUUCUCGAUGGCGAACGGGAAGCGGCUUUGCUGGCGGGACCGCAUUUGGAUUCCCUACUUGGAGCCCCUACGUACUGGAUAAUUCAGGAGAUUCACGACUCGACGCUCGCCGGCCACCCAGGGAGAGAUCCUACCAAGUCCUUCAUCAACUGGAAGUACACGUGGCUGGGGCUCAGUCAAGAUGUCCGGAGGUUCAUCCGAAACUGUAACGUUUGCGGGCGAACGGCUGUCUGGCGUGAAAAAAAGCGAGGACUACUCAAACCCCUGCCCAUCCCCGAGCGGAUGUGGUCGGAACUCUCGAUAGACUUCGUUACCGACUUGCCUCCCUCCGGCCCGGACCAAGCGACGAACAUCAUGGUGAUUACGGAAAGGCUGUUCAAAAAUGUGAUUUUCGAGCGGAUAGCAUCAAUCACCACAGAGGCCGUGGCAGAACGCUUAGUCGACUGCCUGAUACGCCAUCAUGGUUUCCCGCGUGCGAUCGUUUCAGACCGAGGGCCGCAGUUUGUGAGCUUGAUGUGGAAACGGAUUUGCGAGCUACUCAAAAUUACUCGGAGAUUGUCGACAGCGUACCAUCCAGAGACAGACGGAGCGACAGAACGGAUGAAUCAGGAAAUCGAACAUUACCUCCGUUGCUACACCACGUAUUGGCAAGACGACUGGGCCGACAUGCUUCCAACUGGGAUGUUGGCCAUCAACAACCGUGACGCAACGUCAACAGGGAUCAGCCCAUUCUUCGCAUCACAUGGGUACCACGUCGACCUCGUGGAUCUCGCCGAUGACAAGGAACGAGAGGAACCCCUUCGUACAGAGGGGCAGUCGCCGGUAGCCAAAGGAGAAGCGUUCGUCGCGCGACUGAGAGAGGCCACGGCGUAUGCCCAAGCAGCUAUGGCAUCUGCACAAGAGUGGCAGGGGGAGUACGCCAACCAGGCACGACAGGUCGCAGAGCAGUUUCAGGUUCAGGACGACACGCAGCCCCCAGCCACCAUCGCUGAAGACACUGGGGAACAGGAGUGGCUCAUCGAGGAGAUUCUCGAAGCGAGACGAAGAGGGAGGGGCCAUCAAGUGCUGGUUAAGUGGGCAGGUUAUAUACAACCAACCUGGGAGCCAUUGAGCGCCUUCCUAGACACGGCAGCGCUGGACAAGUUCGAGGCAGAGCACGGGAAGAUCACGCAGGACUUUGAGAACCAGGAUGGAAAAUACCCGGUCGAAGAAAUCCUCGAGCCAACUACGCCCCACUCCGCCCGCCCCUGCUGCGCCGCGUUCCACGGCCCCCAGCGCCAUACAAACACAGUCUACCACGGACCACGCAAGUUAUACCGGGCCAGGCUCACAAUCAGUGUUACACCCGUCAGUACAUGGCAAUGCACCUGA